Molecule: messenger RNA, 4171 nt
Organism: Paramisgurnus dabryanus
Lineage: Eukaryota; Metazoa; Chordata; Actinopteri; Cypriniformes; Cobitidae
Gene: ect2l
Product: epithelial cell transforming 2 like
Molecular function (GO): protein binding; guanyl-nucleotide exchange factor activity
Source: RefSeq, a predicted model, not a curated record
UAUUGUUUUAAGAAAGAACCACCGGGAAGCAUCCAAGAAUGACGUCUUUGGAAUUUAAAACUAAUCUCAAAUCGAAAUCCCGCGGGAAUCCGGAUACUUUUAAUCAAUGGCAGAUGAGUGGAGGUGAAUACAGACUGUCGUUCUCUGACGCCGCAGACACCAGAUUCAGCGCGUGGACUCCUAUUACAAACAAAGCGUGUAACCAUCAGCUUUUUCAGGAAAGGACAACACUUAUCCUACACUGGUUUGACCUCUGGACAGACCGUCAAAGAAAAGAGUUUAUUCUUCAACUGCUGAGAAGAUGCUCCAAAACCCAGCUCAAGUUCACCAGUGAUUGUUUAACAGAAACGGUUCCCGUCACACGACUGGAUUUUACAACUGUGCUGCCCCGCUUCCUCUCUCUGUACAUUAUGGCUUUUCUCAGUCCCAGAGACAUCUGUGCCGCAGCACAGGUGAGCUGGCACUGGCGGUUUCUGGCAGAGCAGGACUGUCUUUGGUCUCCGAAGUGCAUUCGCCUGGGCUGGUUUCUUCCCUACAGUCCAUCAGAUCAUGAAUAUGGUGCCUGGAAAAGACAUUAUGUGGCCUGUGCCGCCACUUUGGAUAUUUUGACACCGCGGGCAGCAGCAGAUGUCUAUGGUACUUUAAAUAAGAGUGUAACUGCAGCAGAGGAGCAGGAGGAGAGAUGGAGAGAGCUUAUGAUUAAACAAACUAUCAGAGAGAAGAUAGCCGAGCAUAAAAAGGCUUUUCUGAAGACCAGGAGGGCGUGGUUAAACACCAGUAAAUUGGGCACAUCACUUACUGGAACCCUUAACAGUCAACCACUGAGUCUUUCUGCUGCUCUUGUUAAUAUAGGGGACAAGUGUCGAUUGAAAAAUUUAGCUUUUAAUGUAGAAAAAAGACAAUCUUGGGAUGGUUUGAUGAUGAGCAGAGCUCCUGACACCAGAUACGCCACCAGUUUAGUGAGAUCUCCAACUAUGAGUUUACCAUUCAAUAGACCAGUCAGGUCCGCCUGUCCUCUUCCUCACUUCCUGCUUGUGUCAUCCAAAGUUCCAGGAUAUGAACUGCUUCUGGCUGCAGUACAAGUGUCUGUGAUAGUUUUACCAUAUGACUCACAAGGAAUGACUUUGGAGGCUUUGCUGUCUCUGUCUGAAAAAGCUAUCCAGGGCAACAUGCUACAAAGUGUUGGCAUUGUGGCAGAAGGAAGCGCAGAUGGGUUUAUGCUUACUGAAGGACUGAGUAUAAGUGAGAAUACAGUGUUGAAGCCAUGUGUGAGAGAGUUUUGGGAGAAGCUCUGCGGCUGGGUUGUUCCUGGCUCUGAUGGAGGGAGUCUGAACAUCUUUGCUCCCCUGGCAGCUUCUGUUGCAGGUACAGAUCUGAUGAAGAAGUUGUCCUCUAUGACUGGUUUAAAUGUCAGGGCCCCUACUGGGAUCUGUACCGGCUCCUACCAACACAUUCUUAGUGAGUGGUCUGGGUCUGGUGACGUUCCUCCAUUGAUAUAUCUUCAUGAAGCUGGUCUUCUGAGCUGGUGCAGACAGGCUGAAUGGAUAGAGGAGGCUUGUAAAGGACUUCGGAAACAACUUGGGCCACAGCUUCACUUUCUGUGUCAAAAGAUUAGGAGCCGUAUCCUGGGUGUGUUCCUCUGGGAUCAUAUUAAGAUGCCUGUCAUCUCUCUUAAGUCUGAGAUCAUGGAGUGUUUGAUUCAGGGACUGGUGGCAUUAGUGAAUGAAUCCCCUGAUAAUUCCUUAGAGUUUUUGGGAAGCUUCCUACUAAAGAAAUCAGUCAAGGAUGGUCUGAAGGAUACAGAGCCACUGUUUCUUACAGAAAGCACUUCAUCUAACGUCAUUAGCCCCAUCCCUGGGUUUCCAAAGGGGUUAAUAAGUGAUGCAGACAGGCGAGGUGGCGUGUGCGGGGAGCUUUUAAAUAGUGAGAGAGCGUACGUGAGGCAGCUUCAAGCAGUGUCCACGGUUUAUUACACUCCUCUCAGAGCCGCCCUGGACUCCAACCGAGCCAUUAUCAGCUCUGUCAGUCUCAUCACGAUCUUCUGCCCCCUGCUGGACAUUUUGGAGGCAAACAAUCUUUUUCUGACAGAACUUCAGGAGAGAUUGCAGGAAUGGAGUCCACUGCAGUGCGUGGGUGAUGUUUGUGUCAAAUUCUGCACCAAGUUACGAGCCUACACAAACUUUUUCAACAACUACCCAACCAUUCUGAAAACUAUAGACAAGUGCAGAGAGACUCUUCCUGUAUUUCGCACGUUUAUAAAGAGAUACGACCGGAGUGUUGCUACCAGAAUGUUGAGUCUUCAGGAGUUGUUUCUUGCACCGUCUGCACGGGUGGAGGAGUAUGUGACUUUGUUUCAAGCUUUAACACUUCGCACACCACCUGAACACCCCGACUACACACAGUUAUCAUCUGCCUUCAACACAAUGUUGACUUACCGGCGUUUCAUCCAAAAGUUGAAAUCGAGCUUGAACCAAGAUCUGAAAAUCCUUGAGGCACAGAAUUCAAUUCAAAGUUGCCCGAAUUUGUUGGAGGGGAGCAGAUAUUUGAUCACAACACAGGAAGUGGCUUUACUGACCUGCUUAAAUGGAGACAUCACUACCUCUCUCAGGAUGUAUGAGCAUGUGAGUGACCUGGGAUUGUUCCUGUUUAAUGACGCUUUAGUGCUGACGGAGAAAAGUGUGUCACAUGUACCAUUCAGUCUGGCAGUUAACACGACCCACACCUUCCUGGCCUCGGUUGCACUGCAUUGUCUAAAUCUCACGGAAAUCAUUGACACAAAGUAUGUUCGGAACGCUUUUCAGCUAGAGAGUCCAAAGCGCCAAUGGAUCUGUGCUACAGAGAGAGAAGAGGACAAGAUCAAGCUACUGUCUGCUUUAAACAGUGCUAUAAAUGCUGCUAUUACACGGAACUAAAGAUACACAUGAUACAUUAUUUACCUUAAAGGGACUGUAAGUAGGAUUUUAAGUGUUUUAUUAAUCAAAAUCAAUGUCUUUAUACAUAAAUAUGUCCUCAUUGGUGUCAAAUGACCUCUGCCAAUGAAAUGACUUUUCUUUGUAAGCUUAGAAUUUCUUCUCUUUACUUACAUUGAACGGGUAAGUCCAAGGAGGCUUCCUUGUCAUUCCGUCGUAUAUAUAAACUAGGAAAGCAGAGAGGGACAAAAAGCACUAGCCUACCAACGCGUUUCCUCAACGCGUUUUCGUUCAGAACACGUAAACCAGCUGAAAUGGAUCAGUGAGUUAUUGGCUAUCGUAGUUACAACGUGCCUUUGGAAAAGCAAUGCGCUAGAGAGCACUAUUCGUUUGAAUGCAAAAUAUAGUUUCACCACUAGAUGGGGGUAAAUCCUACUUAUUGUCCCUUUAAAGGGAUAGUUCAGCAAAAAAAAUUAAUUACCCCAUGAGUUAUUUUUAUUUGUAAAGUUUUAAAUUGAUAUUUCUUUUACAAAACCACAUUGAUUGCCCUUAGAAGACCUUUAUUAACCCCAUUGAGCCAUGUGGAUUACUUUUUUGAAGGAUGGAUGCAUUUUUUUGGGCUUCAAAGUCAAAAGAUGUUCCCUGGCCCUGUUUACUACCAGUUUAAAGCUUGGAGGAGCCAGGACAUUCACUAAAAUAACCAGUGGCGACUGGUGACUUUUUUUUUCGAGGGCGCAUGAUGCAAAGUUCGUCCCAACAUGUAUGUAGCCCGUCAUGUGUGUGGUUCAUUUUUUCAAAAUAUGUGUUCUGCGUGUUGAGUGAUCCUAUGUGCAUCAUGUGUUUUGUCAAAAUAAGUGCCUGCUGCAGAGGCGUCUAAAGGGUUUAUGAUGCGUAAUCAGAGUUUACUUUUAAGAGUCUUGCGUGUAUUUUGUGAACGUGAACGUCUCUUUUAUCAUAAACGGUUUUGAAGCGUGUGCAGCAGGCACUUAUUUUGACAAAACACGUGAUGCACAUGGUUCACAUGACGCAACAAACACAUAUUUUGAAAUCACAAGCAACAUACAUGACACUCCAAACACAUAUUUUGAAUUUGCGCCCCUCGGAAGAGCAGUCACGAGCCACCACUGGAAAUAACUCAAAUUGUGUUUGUCUGAAAGAUGAUGGACACGUGUAUCUCUGAUGCCUUGAGGGUGAGUAAAUUAUUUUUUGCUGAACUGUCGCUUUAAGCAAAAUAACAAGCUACUUUUGGAUAGACACUUGAA